Messenger RNA from Andrographis paniculata, 1382 nucleotides. RefSeq names its product F-box/kelch-repeat protein At1g80440. Gene Ontology annotation, biological process: negative regulation of cytokinin-activated signaling pathway; regulation of phenylpropanoid metabolic process. Bases 171 to 1244 code for a protein of 357 amino acids. The transcript is spliced from 2 exons. Lineage: Eukaryota; Viridiplantae; Streptophyta; Magnoliopsida; Lamiales; Acanthaceae. Gene Ontology annotation, molecular function: protein binding. The record is from RefSeq and is a predicted model, not a curated record.
UUUUAUUCUCCUAAUAAUAUACCAAAAGAACAAAAAAAAAAGAAGUGAAUUCAUCGCUUUCCGCCACACACAAAGUGAGAAUUACUCAAACCCAAAAUUAGGGUUUCAAUCUGUAUAAAAAACCCCCAAUCUGAAUUAAUUCCUGCCUUCUGAUCCAAUUUGAUCCCACUAUGGUCUUAAUUCCAGGCCUUCCCGACGAAAUUGGCCUCGAAUGCCUCGUACGAGUUCCCCGCCGGAGUUUCCCCGCCGUCGCCGCCGUCUGCCGGAGUUGGAACCGCCAGAUUCGGCUUCCUGAGUUCUGGACCCGCCGGAGACUGUCCGGGUCGACCCGGGGAGUGGUCGUUUUGUCGCAGGCCGUUGUUGACCCGACCCGGGAGGUUGGCUCCGAGAAAAGUGUGGCGCCGGUUUACCGGCUGACCGUUUUUGAACCGGGUACGGGUUAUUGGGCGCGGCUGCCGGCGGCGCCGGGGUGCGCCGAUGGGCUGCCGAUGUUCUGCAGGAUCGCCGGCGUGGGGCGCAGCCUGGUGGUCAUCGGCGGGUGGAAUCCGGCGACCGGCGAGGUGUCGAGCGGCGUGCUUGUGUACGACUUCGUCAGCGGCGCGUGGCGGCGCGGCGCCGACAUGCCGGGGUGCCGGCGAUCGUUCUUCGCCUGCGCGGGGUCCAAUUUGGAUGAUCGGACGGUGUACGUUGCGGGAGGGCACGACGGCGACAAGCAGGCGUUGAAGUCCACGCUGGCGUAUGACGUGGCGGGCGACAAUUGGUCCGUCCUGCCGGACAUGUCGGCCGAGCGCGACGAGGCGGAGGGGGUGUUCCACCGCGGCAAGUUCCACGUCAUCGGGGGUUACGCCACGUCCGCGCAAGGCCGGUUCACGACGAGCCGCGAGUCGUUCGACCCGUCCACGUGCCAGUGGGACCCGGUGCAGGACGACUUUUUAGAUUCUGCCACGUGUCUGAAGAAUGUGUCGGGCGACGGAAGUGGGAGCCUCUUUUGGUGCCGUGGUGCUGAUGUGGUUAGCCGAGAGGGAAUGACGUGGCGGAGCGUGGGUGAGGUGCCAGGUGAAGUGCGCAAAACGGUGUCGUUUGUGACAGCGUGGCAGGGAAAUGUGUUAGUGAUAGGGUCAGAUAGGUUUGGUGGGGCCCACAAGAGUUAUGUGUUGAAUUUGAAGAGUUCAAAAUGGGAAAUGAUAAGGUCAAAUGAGGAAUUCUCAGGUCAUGUUCAGUUAGGAUGCAGUUUGGAUCUGUGACAAAUGAGGCUUCCUUCCAUCCAAACGCCGACUUAGGGUUUAAUCAAACCUGAAAUCCGAUCACUCCCAUUCCGCCUCCGCCUCCGCCGGGAGUCAUCUGCUCACCCACAAAGCAAUCGAGUAUUUCCCUGACGUUUG